UUGACACUUAUAAGAAUGCAUGGAUAACGUUGUUUGAGUGCAGUCGAGAGCAAUUAUUCUAUUUCUACACACACAUAACAUCAGGUUUUGUCGGCUAUCUCGCCGGCUAUAUCGCUUGUAAAACACGUUCACAUAGACUUGGUUUCUCAAUACCACUUGCACUCGCAACCCCUAUUUCUGUAUUCAUGUUAGCAUCUGAGAACACAUGUAAUUUCUUUCUUCUUCUGUCAGAUAACGAGGACAAGAUGAACUGUACUAUCACAUCAUCGAAAAGUAUAACACUCGUAGUGAUAACCACGACGGCAUUUUUCCUUGCACAGGUCUUUUCGACGUGGUGGGUUUUAUUCGAAAGUGAUUUCAAUAUUAUGUUGAGGGAAGAUCAGUUAUUUUGGACGCCAAUGUAUAACUCUGCUCUACUUGAACACUGGAUAAUGUUAGCCAGAAGGAAUGAAAUCACCGACAAGGAAAACAAAUAUUUGCAACCAUUGCAAUUGGCCAAGAAUUCGAAAGUUUUUAUAUGCACCACAAUGUAUAGAGAGGACGACCAAGAGAUGAAACAACUCCUCGAAUCUUUCAGAUUAUUUAACAACCACGCUUUUAGGACUAAAGGACUUAAAAUCGAGUUUCAUAUUUUCUUCGAUGGUGCUGUAAAGGCAGGAAAACCGACGGAAUAUCUACUUCAGCUAGUUGUGCUUUUUGAAGAAGUGUUUGGGACAAAGGUAGGAUUUUUUACAAAAAUCGAAACACCUUAUGGUUUGUCGCUAAGCUUGCGACUGCCUUGUGAUCAAACCGAGGGCUCAAAUUGCACAAUCCAUCUCAAAGACAAAUUAAAGGUAAAGAGCAAGAAAAGAUGGAGCCAAGUCAUGUAUAUGAAAUAUGCUCUGGAAGAAAAAAUUCAUGGAAACCAAAAUUCCGAACAAUCGUACAUUCUAACAACUGAUGCAGAUGUCAAAUUUACCCCUAAAAGUGUUGAAGCACUAAUUAAUCUAAUGGCACGUGAUGAGAGCGUCGGUGCGGUCUGUGCAAGGACUCAUCCACUCGGAAGUGGGCUGCUAGUUUGGUAUCAGAUUUUCGAAUAUGCAAUUGGUCACUGGUUUCAAAAGGCAUCUGAGCAUGUACUUGGUACUGUUUUGUGUGCACCCGGAUGUUUCAGUGUCUACAGACUUAAAGCAAUUAACGAUGUCUUGAGUCUAUACGCUACAAAUGUUGAAAAAGCAGAAGAAUUUUUAACAAAAGAUAUGGGCGAAGACCGAUGGUUAUGCACGCUUUUGGUCCAGAAAGGAUGGCGGAUAGAAUAUUGCGCAACGUCAACAAAUAGUACUCAUUGUCCUGAAGAUUUUGACGAGUUUUUUAAACAAAGGCGCCGAUGGAUUGUUUCAACACUUGCGAACCAAUGGCUUUUAAUUAAAGAAUGGAGUUUAAUUAAACAAAACAACUUACGUGUGUCUUUCCUCUUCAAGAUAUAUCAAAUUAUUUUGCUGGUUUCAACUUUAAUUGGACCAAGCUCAGUUAUUCUUGUUGUUUCAGGGGGAUUGAAGUUUGGAAAAGAUUGGAACUCUUCAGUAACACUUUCGAUACAGGUUGCUGCGAGCGUCUGCUAUGGAAUUAUAUGUCUUUAUUCUUCGUCACGGACACAACUAAUGAUAGGGAAGUUAUAUUGCUGUUUAUACACAUUUUUCAUGAUGAUAGCGCUUGUUGGUACUGCAGUGGAAAUUGCAACUGAUAUUACCGGUCAACAAGGCGCUAAAGAAAGUUUUAUCAGUGACGAUUUAAAAUUAUCAUCGACCAGUGUCUAUUUGAUAGGAAUGGCAGCUAUUUUUCUCAUUACCGCUGUGUUACACCUAUCAGAGUUUUGGAUUAUAUUUUAUGGAUUUGUGUAUCUACUUGGACUGCCUUCGGGUUAUUUGGUAUUGAUGAUAUACAGCAUCUGCAAUAUAACCGACAGUUCCUGGGGAACAAGAGAAGACGUACAAGAAAUCUUGCAUGACCAUACAGUGAAAGAGAAAAUUUUGUCGGGGAUGAAAUUUUUGUGCUCGUGUUUUUCAAGGCAAGACAAGCAUCAACAAGUACAAGAAUCAGAAAAUCAAGGCACCAAUAAAAGUUUAGAACGAUCUAUAUAUAAAGCUAAAUCGUAUGGUACAUCACAAUCUGGUGACGACGAUACAACGGAACCAAAUGAUUGCGUUGAUCCUGUGCAAAGCGAAGAGGACGAGUCUGUGGAGAAAUGGUUACAAGAUAUGCCUGAAGAAGCAAAGCUUUUGAAAGAAAAUGGCUUCGAGAAAACUUCUUUUAUCAGUAACAUUAGAAAAGAAGAUCUGAAGAGAAUUGGUAUAAAGGACCGGAUAAAAAUAAAGAAAAUUAUUAAUAUGGUUGAACAACUGAAAGAUUACGAAAUUCCAUUGCAAAUUCCAGAAAAUGUUGAGAGUUGGUUAAAACAAAUUGGUUUGGAACAAUACAAAAACCAUUUCUUUGAGGCAAAUAUCAAAGAUCAAAUUGAUCUUGAAAUCCUAGCAGACUGUAAGGAAGAUGAUGUCAAAUCAUUCCACAUCAACAAGAGAGGUCAUAUCAGAAGGUUCCUGAUAGCCAUAAAAGCAUUACGAAAACCGUCACAUGCUCAGAAAAAACAAGUUGAAGCUUGUAAUGCAAUUGAAGAAAAACGUUCUGAAGAACUGAACAACGAAGUCACAGAUUUCUGGAAACAAGUUGGAGAAGAGUGUCUAAGGCCAAGGUCAACAGUUUUCGAAUCCGAUGAGCACUUGAAAGUGAAACUUAAGGACUCGCGCAACAUGUGGCUUUUAGUAUUUGCUAUGAUUAAUGUUCUGUGGUUAAUACUUAUCUCAACGUUGGCAGAUAAGGGAAAACUACUUGGUGUGUUUGGAAGUAAUCCGAUAGGGUUUGCGGUGAUAGCUGUUUAUGGUGUUGUUCUUAUGAUUCAAUUCUUUGCAAUGAUCAUCCACAGAAUUUCAACAUUCCUGCACUUCUUGGGUAUUAUUCCAUACACUUGCGGAACAGUCUAUCAUAGCAAUUUCUUGUUCUAUAACAGUGAUAAUGCUUUGGAAGAUAAAGACGAUGAAAAAUUCAGAAAAGACAUUGAGGAAUGUCACAGACGAGUUGGCGAAAGAGUUCCUCUACUUUCAGAGCAAUUUGAAACAUACUCCACGGCAAGCACUUCCUUUAUCGCAGAUGCAGCCGAAUGAUUAAUGCGUCGGACAAGUUAUCUAGGAAUUACUUGCCGUCUUCAAACCCCCUGAAGGUCAAGCCGUUGCAAGAAACAUUACACCCAUUGCUUAGUACCGCUUGGAACGGAUUGAGAAUGCUUCAAUAAUCUUAUAACUUCAAACUUAAUUGAAUCAAAAUAAAUUCGUUUAAAGUAACAAUAAAAUGCAUGAGUCGUUCAACUGCAAAACGUGUGUAGGCGAACAGAUAAAUCAGAAAUAUCUUCAUAGAAUGUAUUAGUUGUCAAAGACAGCGAAUAUUCGGUGACAUUCUGUUUGAUCCAUUUUGAUCCAUUUUAUAUCAAUAGAACAAUGAAUUCUGGAGUAUCCUACACUGUCUUGAAGGUCUAUAUCUGUUUACUUCAGAUGUGCUUUUAAGCUGGGGUUUAGUAUGCUCAUAAGCAGAGCAAUGAAUGCAAUGUGUUAUUUACUACAAUGAGCAAUUACAUAUAUGAAAAAUGGGGAGCAACGGUAUCACUGCUUGUGUCAGAUAUUUGGAAUUGUAUUUUAUGUUUUGGUUUAUUAUUAUUAUUAAUAAUAGUAUUAUUAUUAUUAUUUGCCAAAGUGAACUUCACAAUGGCUCAUUUCUAGUUCCCCUGUCCAAAUCCUAUCGCUGUGGAUCGAUAUUUUAUUUAUAACAAUCGAUGUGGAUGUUAACUCAUGCAUAUAUAUUCCUUAUUUUUGGUGUGCUUUAAGUAGGCAAAAAGUAAAUAUCCUUAUUUUUACAUUUGAGAAGUUAAAUUUACUUUCUUACUCAUAAAACGAAUAUGAUAAUGCUACAGUGGCUGCAUUUCCCCAUUCUUGGCUACUUAUACAUUGUUUGUAGCUUUCGACAGAAAAAUAUGGAAGUUUUUACAGGCAAAUAUUUACUUAUAAUCUAAACAGCAGCAGUGACGUUGAAUUUAACACUUAUUUGCAUGAUAUUCGAAAAAUAGUGGCAUAUAAAAAAUAUCUACAUAAAUCUUAGAUAAGUUAUAACAGUUGCAAAUGUUUCAAGAAAGUUCUGUUUUAUUAUCAAAUACAACUUUACGUAUGUUUUAUUACGUGCAUUUGAUUUUUAUAUGGAUUUAUUUUGUGGUGGCUCCUUCAAGUAAAAUAUAUGCACUGUGAUUUUUUUUCAUGCAAAAUGAAAAGCAUUUCUAAUGGUGCAAUUUAUGAUAAUAUUUAAGCAUGCAUAUGAUGUAAAAUAACAACUUUGCAUUGUUGCUCAAACUAUAUCAGAAGAAUAAUCUUAGGAUAAGUUAUUAGCAGAAUAAGUGUUUGUACAUGUUGUAUGUUAUCACGAAUUACUUGGGACAACAACAAAACAAUAUGAGACUUUAAACUAAUUUAUAUUAUAGUCGUACAUAGUGGCAUAUUGAAGUUAUUUUACUGAGUAAUGUCUUAGUAAAUGUUUUGCAUUUUAUGGGCACGGCUCCUUUAAUAAAAAAAAAGCCAAAAUGUUGGGAUACCGGGCAUACAAAACCCUGUUAGGGCAUCCCUAGCAAAACAAAUAAGGGACAUAAAAUCAAAACAAACAAAUGAACCAAACUAUAUAAACCUUUGAACUGUAUGUUCUAAAAAAUCAUUGAUCAAUGCCCUUCAAACAAUACCAGUCUUUCAAUUCUGAAUUCACAAAAUAGUCAAUUAUUACAAAUGUAUUAUGCAUUAACAGAGCAUUGACACUGUUGCGCGAAAUUGUUUCAGGGAAGCAGAAACCAGUAUCACCAGUAUCACAAAAUGUCUAUUCGCCGGCCGCAAAAUGUAAAUAAAUUUAGCAGACGUAAGUGAGAUCUAGUAUUUGAAAGUUCAUAGAACACAUCUCUGGUGUCGAACCGUGGUCGAAUUUUCUCUGCUGGUGGUUUUGACAUAAAUAUGUAUCCUAAUGAUACAUUAUUCCUGGUAGUAAGUAGGGCUAGCUAUCUUGCAGCAUGUCGCCUAUGUUAGCUAUCCUGAAAACAUAUAAAAAGAGGACAGUACAACUAGAAUUACGUUAAUAUAAAAUUUGAGCUCAAAUCUUUGACACUUCACAACCCGUCAUUGACCGAGAAGGGCGGGCGGCUUUAUUUCCACAAUUCAUUUCUUCCGUUGUUAGAACAUUCGUCGCCAGCGUUAAAAGGAUAUCUACGUCAACACAAGGGCAAUGUAUAAGUUGUUCCCCAAAUAACAGAGACUAUCCUAAUGCAGGCGUCACACUGUCCCGAAAUUGACACCAGAUGGACAUACGAAUAUGAAAAUUUUAAUUUCGUGCGAAGCCCCGAAAUUGGUCGACAGUCUCUCAACAGCCGAAGCAAGUACGAUUCCUACAGAAGGUCACGCGAUCGCAUCAGAACCACACACGAUUCCUACCGAAGGUCAGGCGAUCGCAUCCGAUACACACACGGAGUCACCUCCAAAUUGGAAUUUUGUUCAAAGUAGUUUCCAAGCAGGACACGCGAAGGUCACAGGAUAGGUACCCGACGUCGAAUUUUGAGUACGAUGCCUUCGUACGUGGUUACGAAGGCGUCAAGUGACCUUCACCUCCGGAUGGUAUACAACCAACGCCAACCGCGGUAUAUUUCAGUUGCAGAUAGUAUUGGGAGCUAAUUACUUUAUUUUGGCUCUUCAUAUUACUAUCGAAAACAAUUAUAUUCACACAAAAAUCUAUGAUAAAAGUGAUGACUUUGAUUAUGAUAUAGUAAACUAUCCACAUUUAGAUGGAGACGUACCGCAUGCAACAUCUGACUGGCUAUAUGUAUCUCAGUAAAUUAGAUUCGCUAGAACUUUUAGCAACGUGAAGGAUUUUCGCAAACUACAUAUUUUCAUUACUAGCAAGCUACUCAAACGGGGCUACCGCUACUAUAAAUUACGUAGAUAUUUAACAAAAUUUAACAAUUAUAACUUUGAUUUAAUGUCAAAAUUCAGUAGUGUUUCAAAAAUGAUUUAAUGGAGAUGUUAUUUACAAACUUCGCAGGAUCUUUGGUCAUUGUUGCCUUUACUAAACCAAAAGAGGUUUUGACUCUACUUUUUUAGAUAUACCACAUGCUUAGUGUUCAACACUUUAACAGUUGGUACUUUCCUCUUUUGAAUACAUCUGACGGACCAAUUGGAUUUCUCUAUGAUGGACAGUUCUUAAUGCCCUUUCGGACUGAAUUGCCUUAAUGUUCGUCUUCUGCCUUGCUUCGUCGGGCCUUUGU
This is a messenger RNA of Ruditapes philippinarum (Manila clam), 6370 nucleotides long. RefSeq names its product chitin synthase chs-1-like. Lineage: Eukaryota; Metazoa; Mollusca; Bivalvia; Venerida; Veneridae. Gene Ontology annotation, molecular function: chitin synthase activity; protein binding. The transcript is spliced from 26 exons. The coding region runs from base 186 to 3197 and encodes 1003 amino acids. Gene Ontology annotation, cellular component: cell periphery; cell septum. The record is from RefSeq and is a predicted model, not a curated record.